AUGUCGUCCGGCAGCUCAAUCCCCCGUCGCCGGAAUCAAAGCGAAAGUGCGGGUAGUGAUGUUGAAUCGGAUGCCUCUGAGCAAGUCAGCCCUAAACGUCCUCGCCUGAACCCCGCUCAGGAAGCUGAAACUCCCGAUGAAGAUGGGUCUGCAAGUGAUGAUGAUGAUGAUGAUGACGAUGAAGGCGAAGAAGAGGGAGAGGAAGAGGAAGAGGAAGAAGGAGAAAGCGAUUCAGCCGAGGAACCCGAAGAACCGAUGCCACCACCACCUCAGAGGCCACUGAGAGCAUACCCGGGAUUUGGACCUGACGGCUACAAGCCUGGCGCAAUCGUGCGCAUAAAGAUGACCAACUUUGUCACCUACACCUCCGCGGAGUUUCACCCUGGCCCCAAGCUCAAUAUGGUGAUCGGGCCAAAUGGAACUGGCAAGAGUACUUUGGUUUGCGCCAUAUGUCUUGGACUUGGAUGGGGACCUCAGCAACUCGGACGCGCCAAAGAUUUGGGUGAAUUUGUCAAGCAUGGCUCUCGAGAAGCAAAGAUCGAGAUUGAACUCGCAAAACGCCCAAACGACACUCGGAAUCCUGUGAUUACCCGCACCAUCAAGCGGGAUGGCAAUAAGAGUACGUUCACACUGAACGGGCAAGCCGUUUCGAAAGAUGCUGUCUUGAAAAAAGCACGGGAUUUCGCUAUUCAAGUCGAUAAUCUGUGCCAGUUCCUGCCUCAAGACAAGGUUGCCGACUUCGCUGCUCUUACCCCCAUCAAGCUUCUUGAAUCCACCCAAGAAGCAGCCGCUGGCCAAGAAAUGCUUCUGCAGCAUAACGCCUUGAAGGAUCUCCGAAAUGCGCAGAAGGAGAUCGAAUUGAACAACCGCGGUAACAAAGAUAUGCUGUUGAAUCUUGAACAGCGACAGGAGGCGCAGAGACCAGAUGUGGAGAGAAUGCGACAGAGAGUCGAGAUUCAAACAAAGAUCGACAAUUUGGAAUUCUCGCGCCCCCUUGUCGAAUACAAGGACUUCUUCAUAGAAUUUCAAGAGCUGAAACAACAGAAGAAUAAAAGCGACCAGGAAUAUGCCCAACUAAAACGUGAUCUUGCACCCGCGCUGGAGGCGGUCAAUUCCAAAGUGGCAUACAAGGAUAAAGUCAGCGAUGUGAAAGACUACCGCGAAAAACAUGUACAACAUCUAGCCACAUUGGCUAAAAAACGCUCGGAUAGGAUGGAGGCACUAGAUCUCUCGAUCAAGGAAUGCGUGGACAAAAUUGAUGCCGAGAAAAAAUCUGGCAAAAAGCACAAAGAUGAAGCCGGUGCGUUGACGCAGUCAAUCAGCAAAUUGAAACGCCAGCAAAUGGACGAAGUGGAGUUCGAUCCUCAGGUGUUUAACGAGAAAAUACAUGCAACAAGGCUCGAAAUUCGAGGAAUUGAGAUGAAGGCCACAGAAAUCCAAACCAGCAAACAGCCCCUAGCAGCAAAGUUCGGCCACCUGGAGCGCUCCAUAGCAACAGAAAAGCAGCAGCUUGCUAGGCUAGAUUCACAGAUUGGCCAACAAGAAAACAAGCUAGCGCAAUUGUCUAGAGACAGCCACAAGGCCUACCUCUGGCUCCGCGACAAUCAGAACAAAUUCGAGAAUGAAGUUUUCGGACCCCCCAUUGUGACUUGUUCUGUCGCGGACCCUCGGUAUGCUAACGCCGUUGAGUCGAUGCUACAAAGAACCGACUUGAUGGCGUUUACAACGCAAAGCCGAAGCGAUUUCCGUACGCUACAAAGAGCCCUCAAUGGAGAUUUGAAACUUUCCGAUAUCUCUAUAAAGACUAUCACAGUGUCGCUUGACAGUCUACAAGCUCCGGUUCCUCAUGAUCAUAUCAAAAGGCUUGGAUUUGAGGGGUUCGUAAAAGACUUUCUACAGGGCCCUGACCCAGUUGUUGCUAUGCUUUGUCAUGAAAAUGGUCUCCACAGGACACCCGUCUCUUUGAAAGAUAUUACUGACCAAGCCUACUCUGAGCUUGUAAACCAUCAAGACAUCAAUUCCUGGGUUUCUGGAAGACAGACCUAUAAUGUCUCACGGCGUCGAGAGUACGGCCCCGGAGCUUCUUCAACUCGCGUGCGCGAGGUAAAGCCUGCGAAGGCAUGGACUUCUCAGCCUGUGGAUGCGGCCAUCAAACAACAACACCAGGAUAAUAUUGUGCAAUGGACAGCUGAGAAAGAUGAUAUCAAGAAGCAAAUGGAGGGACAAAAAGAACAGCUAGAAGCGCUGGGAAAAGAAAGGGAUCAGCUUAAGGAAGAAAUGGUUACCCUCGAGAAAGAAAAAGCCAAAAAGCAGACCGAAUACACGAACUUCCGCGCAAUCCCUGACAAACUGGCUGCGCAAGAGGCGAAAAUGGCACACCUUAAAUCUGCGUUUGAGAGUAUGAAAGAGCGUAUUGCCGACAUUCGUAACCAGCAAGAUCAGAUCGCCAUCCAGAGGGCCGAGGCUGCUGUUGAAUAUGCCAGUGCUGUUGAGGAGCUUCACAAAGCUUACGAGGAGCUCGUUCAAGUUGAAGUUCGACAUCUAGAGGCUGUUUCCGAUCUUCAGAAUCUCCGCAAUCGCCACCACCAGUAUGGAAAGAUGCUCGAAGUAAAAGCCAUAGACAACCAAAAGAUGGAAAAGCGGUACAGUGAAGCACGAGAAAAGGGCCAUAGAUUGAAGAGGACGGCAAAGAAAGUUUCAACGGAAAUGGCUCAGAGACCGGGAGGUCCAGAUAUCAUCGAGAUGCUAGCCCCGGAAGAUUACAACAUGGAUAAAUUCAAUGCCGACCUGGACUCCGAAAAAGCCCAUUUGGAGUUGACCCAGGGCGGCAGUGCCAACAUGAUUGAGGAGUUUGAAAAGCGUGAACGACAGAUCGAGCAAUUACGCAUCAAACUUGAUGUUUUCCAGGCCGACUUGGAUAAGAUCCAAGUGAGUAUCGAUGAGGUUCGCGAAAGCUGGGAGCCUAAGCUCGAUACGCUCAUUAGCAAGAUCAGCGACGCCUUUUCAGACUCAUUCCAGCGCAUCGGUUGUGCUGGACAGGUCUGCUUGGACAAAGUUGAAGCCGAGAGCGUGAAUGGUGAGCGUGGCGGCAGCGAGUUCGAUCAAUGGUGCAUUCAAAUCUGGGUGAAGUUCCGUCAGAAUGAAAGCCUGUCCCUUCUGAAUGCCCAUCGUCAAUCCGGUGGCGAGCGAGCUGUGAGCACCAUUUUCUAUCUAAUGGCGCUUCAAUCACUCUCGGCAUCACCUUUCCGCGUGGUUGACGAGAUCAACCAGGGUAUGGACCCCAGGAAUGAGCGCAUGGUCCACGGUCGCUUGGUGGACAUUGCCUGUGCACCGAACGAGGAAGAGACCGACGAGGAUGGUAAUAUUGUCGGCGGUGGUGGAGGUGGACAAUACUUCUUGAUCACACCGAAACUUCUUAGUGGAUUGACCUACAAGCCUGGCAUGAGAGUACUCUGCAUCUACAGUGGCGAGCAUAUGCCUGAAGAUCACGGUGUCGACUUCACCAAGGCAAUCAGCAAAAUGAAGGAUCUCGUUGCCAGAGGUGGACGGCCCAAUGGCACGGCCAACCCUUCGGCCCUUGAGAGUCAGAAUCGGGUCAAUGUCUAUGCCUGA
This is a messenger RNA of Penicillium verhagenii, 3612 nucleotides long. Its product is annotated as DNA repair ATPase SMC5. The coding region runs from base 1 to 3612 and encodes 1203 amino acids. Gene Ontology annotation, cellular component: Smc5-Smc6 complex. Lineage: Eukaryota; Fungi; Ascomycota; Eurotiomycetes; Eurotiales; Aspergillaceae. Gene Ontology annotation, biological process: double-strand break repair via homologous recombination. Gene Ontology annotation, molecular function: ATP binding; ATP hydrolysis activity. The record is from RefSeq and is a predicted model, not a curated record. The transcript is spliced from 6 exons.